Cryphonectria parasitica EP155 is the source of this 1656-nucleotide messenger RNA. RefSeq lists its product as uncharacterized. The record is from RefSeq and is a predicted model, not a curated record. Bases 1 to 1656 code for a protein of 551 amino acids. The transcript is spliced from 2 exons. NCBI's taxonomy places the organism in Eukaryota, Fungi, Ascomycota, Sordariomycetes, Diaporthales, Cryphonectriaceae.
AUGCGAAUAGCCUCGCAGGCAGCAUGGGCUCUGCUCCCCGUCCUCCUAGCCUCCGCGGAGAACGAUGAUGGCAACGACGCAGGCCUCGAAUUCGACUGGAACGUCUUCACAGGAUGGAACUUCGAGGUGUCCGAUUACCACGGCGGGACAAUUUCCAGCUCGAUCGUGAACUUCAGCAAGGCAGCCGACCCCACGGCAUCAAUAGAUUUUAAGUGGACGGUGAGCGACAGGAGCGACUUCACCUUUGCGAAUGCCAUCCUCGUUGGUGGGGACAAGAUGGUAGCGGAGGGGUAUCAGGCGGAUAGCAAUGGACAGCCGCCUGCGAGUGCUACGGUGCCAACGUUUCCUGAUACCUCCUCCCUAACUCUAAACGGUACUCUCAUCGAAAAAUUGGUAUCAGACUACGACGUGGCUCUCUUCUUCCAGGUAGGGUGGAAGGACUCCAGCGGCGCAGACGACUAUGGAUUCAGCCCGUACUGGGCUAUAGCGGAGAACCAGGACGAGGCCAACAGCCUGUUCAACAACUGGAUGAGCGCCAGCACCUCCCUCGUGAUAACGAGCGCCACCGCCGCCCUUCCCCAGCAGACCACAGCCUUCAUCCCCGUGAGCACAUCCGGCGCCCCAACGCCGACAGUCUCUGGGGAGGGCACGUCGUCGCCAUCGGCCACCGCCGUCAUGUCCUCCUCGCCCACCUCGACAUUGCCACCUAACGCCGACAAUGACUCCUCCAGCAACAGCAGCGAUGGUGGUCACCACUACGGAUCCCUCUCGAUAGGCGCCAUCGUCGGCAUCGCCAUCGGCGGCGCAGUCUUCUUGAUCCUCAUCUUCGCGAUCGCAGCCUGGCUUUGCCUCCGCGCACGGCGGCGGCAGCGGGACGGAGUCAUGGUUGUGCGCCGAGGUGAGGCCCAGGACAUGCUGGCUGAGAAAGACACCCACAGCACAACCAUGAUGAUGGAGCCCGACACUCCUUACUCGGAAGACGCGCGCAGCCACCGGCUUCUGGACCGAGGCGGCGCCGGCAUGUCGAGGCUCAACGGCAGCAGUGCGAGUAUGUCCAUCACUGGUGAGGCCGCUGGGGCCCGCGCAGCCGGCCGAGGCCGCAGCCUGAGCUCGACACGGCGCGGGUCGGCAGCUUACUCGUCGCUCAGAGGCCCUGUCCCGCCCAUUGGAACCACUGCGUCCAUGGGGGGCAGCGCUGCCGGUGGAGACUCGCCCACGCACACCCACCCUGGGUCGUCGUCGUCGCCCGUGGGAUCGCCCAUCGGGCGCUCGUCGACGCAGCAGGAGAGGGCGGCAGCGUCCUUCGGCAGGACCAUGUCUCACAAGAACAGCGCAUCCAACCUCUCAAAUGUGAUCAAUGCCGACCACAACGCUCGCGACCUCGAGCCGCCCUCUGCCAUCUCAGCCGACAGCGUUCACGAGAAUCUCGGAGGCGGCGGCAGCGCCCCGGGAAGCAGGACAGGGACACCGCAGUUUGGCCCGACAAGGUUUGGAGGCAGAUCGGACACGCCCGGCGGAGUCUCGAUCUCGGACCAGUAUGCCCACCUGGUGGAAGACGGCAUGACGGAGGACGAAAUCAGGAGGUUGGAGGAGGAGGAAAGGGCGCUGGACGAGGCGAUUGAGCAGCAUCGGACCGAGAGUCGUGCUGCAGGUUGA